Messenger RNA from Trichomonas vaginalis G3, 642 nucleotides. Its product is annotated as Prim-pol domain family. The record is from RefSeq and is a predicted model, not a curated record. NCBI's taxonomy places the organism in Eukaryota, Parabasalia, Trichomonadida, Trichomonadidae. The annotation marks the transcript as partial. The transcript has a single exon.
AUGACAGCAACAAACAACAACAGCAACUUUAUCAUUUCUGAUGAAAAAGUUAUUGAUUCAUUAGCUGAGGAAUUAGUUGUGGCAGAAACUAAAACCCUCAACGAAAGAAUUGGUGAAAACAAGAUUGAUUUACAUAACUACCUCAAACAUGAUGGAGGAAGAGGAAGGAAAACUGGUACAGCUUUAUUAGUAAAUAAAAUUUCAAAUUUAACGAUUAUAGAUGUUGAUAUCAAUAAAUCGUACAAUGAUGAACUUAAAGAAACAGUUAGAAAAGAUAUUUUAUCAAAACUUUCGGAUAAAGAUGUUAUCGUUAAAACCGCUUCAGGAGGUCUUCACAUUUAUUGUAACACUAAUUUCUUCUAUGCAGUUUCGAACAGAAUGAUUAAAUGUUAUUCCUGCAAUGAUUAUGAUAUUGACAUAAUGACUUCUAUGGAUGAUUCAAAGCGUUCAUUAGUGGUUAUGGCUGAAUCAAGAGUUCGCAAGAAUGCAACAGAACCAAUCAAUACAUACUCAUUCAUUCGUGGAAGUUAUGAUUCAACAUUAACUAGAACAGUGAAUGAUAUAUUAAAUGAUUUGAAUAUUAAGGUAAGAGUUGAACAGAAGAACGAAGAAAUAAAGAAUAUCAUGAAUGAAAACAAAGAU